Messenger RNA from Aplysia californica (California sea hare), 7707 nucleotides. RefSeq lists its product as uncharacterized. The transcript has 20 exons. Bases 1027 to 5721 code for a protein of 1564 amino acids. Gene Ontology annotation, cellular component: cilium. Lineage: Eukaryota; Metazoa; Mollusca; Gastropoda; Aplysiida; Aplysiidae. Gene Ontology annotation, biological process: cilium assembly; protein polyglycylation; cilium movement. Gene Ontology annotation, molecular function: protein-glycine ligase activity, initiating; ATP binding; metal ion binding. The record is from RefSeq and is a predicted model, not a curated record.
AUAUGACCUUAUACAGUUGCGAACGCCGUAAAACCUUACUGAAACAAACGAACAAACGGGAUACACUCCCAGGGAAUUUGAAUUCUUGAACUCACUGCAGUCGUAUGUUGUGGACAUUUCAAAUGGGAUUUGGUUUUGGAGAACUUCAUUACUUCUGUCUUAGCUGUAUCUAUUUUCAUUCCAUAAUUCUCACAAAGAGAAUGGAUCAGUGGAGUAAAAGAGAUGUCACCGCCAUGGUCUUGUCAUUCUGAGAAACACCCAAUACACUCUAUGUGUUUCGGUUGAAAUUAAAACAAAAGGCAUAAUGGUUCUCAAAAAUAAAUGAUUUGUGCUAACAACUUUGUACCGCGCACCACACAGCACCGCAAGUGAUCACAGACUUGAGAACAAAAAAGGGGAUGUAAACAAAACAUCCCGUCAACUCUUGUCGGAGCGACAGUAUCAUCGUACAGAGACAAAGGUGUCUCGUAAAUUCCAUCACAGAAACAGUAGUUGCAACAUGUCCAUCACAAACGGUACUGAACCCACAGGAUCCUUCUGAAAAUGAGGGGAAUGAUUUCUGCGUAUUCACCAGCCAGUUUCGACGGCCAUCUUUAUAAUAGCAUUGACGGGGUGUGAAAAGAAGGUUUAGAUUAUUAGAAUAUCGUAAUGGCCUCACGCGGUAUUGGCGAUGUCGAUGUCGAAAAGACACCAAGGCGUCCAUGAAAAGAAAGGAGCGUCAGACAGCGAGGAAAGUCGAGAAGAACACGCUUCAAUAUUUCCCCCGGAGUUUAUCCAGUACAUUAUUGUGACUCGUGAGACGAGAGAUCCCUGCUCAGAAGGCGCCAUCUUUUUCUAGACUGAUUAUCUACAUCUAGUUCGGAAGUUCCACACACAACAUCACGCAGUGGUGACAUCUGUUCGAGUCUGACUCACAGAAAUUGCCGGAUAUAACUUUCAAGAAGACAACAGGAAGCACGCGAAAAAAGAAAAGACAGUAAAAAGAGGGAUCCUAAAAAGACGAAAGGAUCGAAACUAUCGUCUGCGAUGACUAAGGAUGAGAAGGAUGUAACUGACAUCAUCCAGAAAACAUCCAACGAACUACUGGAGCUGAAAAACCAGAUUGUGGAUCUGAGCUCGAUCAAAGUCCCCAACCUCGCCACAGAACUGUGCACUCUCAGCUCCCAGUAUAGCAGCUUCUUGCCUUCCUGGUCCUCCAUCAGCGUCGGAGAUGUUGAGCUCCAUGAUUUCAAAGUCCCCGAGCCAGCAGACGUCAGUGACAAUGCUAGCAGCAACAAGAAAGUGGAAGUCGGCUCGUUUGACGACAUCCAGAGCAAUGCUGGAGGCGGAGAGGGGCCAAAGAUUGGGGGCAGACCUGCUAAUGAAAUCAAAACUUUUGCUGACAAUUGUCAUCCCGCUUCCAACAGCGAUAUCGUGGCGAGGAAGUCGUCUGCUAGUGAGAAAGAGAAGUCGUCUGCUGGGCAGGAGGAAAAGUCGUCUGCUGGGGUGGCGGAGAAGUUGUCCGGGGCUAACGACAAAAGAACCGGAAGCAGCGCAAAGCUGACGACGAAAAAGGUUAUUAGAUUUUCCAAGACCUGGCAGAAAGCUCGACGGGAUUUGAAGAACAUCAACGAGUUUCUUUCCUUGCACCUUGAAAGAUCUAGUCAACAAUUCCGUUUGUCGGGACAGUUAGCUCCGAGGAGACAGACCAGGAACGAGCUUCUGGAGGAAGAAGACAAUGUGAUCUCGGCUCCCUCUUCUGAACCCGAAACAGGCAACCGCACCGACGAGAUGAGUCCGUCGAACACCCUGUCGCUGCAGCGCACCAAGACACACAUGUCCUCCGGCCUGGACCGCCUCAUGAAUGGGCCACUGGCACAGAACAACCCGGAGCUGCUGUAUCGUCAGGUGCGCGUGCGAGGACACGGAGAUGGCUCCAGCAACCGCUCCAAGGGACACACGGAGAGCAGCGACACAGACGAUAAAGAAAAUGACAUGGCUGACUCCUACGCCUCAUCGCGGAGUAAAACCAUGCCAACCUUGGGGCGGCCCAAGAUGUCGCAGCAGAAGAUGUCGCUGCUCAGCGAGGGAGACAGGCUGAGGAACGCCAAAGACACUGUAGAGCGGGCAAUCAAGUACAAGAAGGUGUUCACCAUCCAGGGUGGAUACUCCACCAUCCGGCACAGCCUCAGGCAAAGAGGCUGGGUGGAAAAGUUCUACAAGAUUCCGACCCCUCCCAAGAAAACGCCCCGCUCGAAGAAGCGGAAAACUUCUGAUGACGACGAUAAUGAUGAUGACGAUGAUGAUGACGACGAUGAUGAUGACGAUGAUACCGAUGAUGACAACGAUCAGCCUAGAAUUCCACCAUGGGAGGAAGAUGAUGGAAUCUAUGGAAUAAUGUCUCGCAUGGUUCGCAAUGUUAAUCCAUCUUUUAUUUGGGUGCUGAAAAGAGAUGCUAUCGACUAUCGCUACCUGAGCAAAGAGCAGAUGGUAAAUCACUACUGCAAGGCAGGAUCUUUUACAACCAAGGUGGGCCUUUGCGUUAACAUGAAAAACGUGACAUGGUUCGACAACUCGGACCAAGAUGCAUUUUUCCCAAGAUGUUAUCGUCUCAGUCAUGAUGAAGACAAAAAUGCUUUCAUAGAUGACUACCGGCUGACUGCGUGCAUGAGCAUUGUCAAGAUGGCGCUGAGCCAGAGCAUGGAGGGGAGGGCUGGUGGAGGGGAUACACCAGACUCGGCUGCUAAAAUCACAGAAGAGGAAGAAAAUGGGGAAAACCCACCCUGCAGCAAUCCUGAGUGCACAAGGUCACGACCUGGUUCCAAAGCUGCCAACAAAUGCGUGUGCCCCAAGCCUGAGGUUGAGAGCAAGCGGCCGGCCGUUGUGUCGGAGAAUGAAACUGCCGAGGAUGAGGGCUACCCAGUGAUCCAGCGAGGGAACAAGAAGAAGAAGAAGCCACAGGUGACGGUGCCAGUCAGAGUCCUGGAGACCGCCAUGUACCAGUGCGAGAAGUUCCUGGCCUCCAAGGAGCACGAAGAUAUCGACGUUCCAGGGGAGAUUGGUCAGCUUACAGAUGGUCAGUGGGACGACCUCAUACAGUGGUACUACAAACUGGUUCAUGAGGAUGGAAACUUCUCGCGGAUCCCAACAGCCCUGCUCGGUCAGUGUGAGAUCUUGGUGCGUCGUCUGGGCGGUCACUGGCCACAGCUCGAAAUGGACGGCGUCCGCAAUGUUUGGAUCGUCAAACCUGGGGCAAAGUCUCGGGGCAGAGGUAUCGUCUGCUAUGAGAAACUGGAGGACAUGCUCAAACUAGUCAACAGUCAGGUUGUGAAGAAGGACAGCAAGUAUGUGGUGCAGAAGUAUAUUGAGCGUCCGCUGCUGGUCUACAACACCAAGUUUGACAUCCGCCAGUGGUUCCUGGUCACGGACUGGAACCCCCUCACCCUGUGGUUCUACCAGGACAGCUACCUGAGGUUCUGCUCCCAGCAGUUCACGCUGGACGACUUCGACCAGAGCAUCCACCUCUCCAACAACGCCAUCCAGAAACACUACAAGAAUGGGCCACGAGCCAGCGAGCUACCGCCCGAGAAUAUGUGGACACAUGAAGAGUUUAAAGACUAUUUGGCGAGCAAAAACAAGCCAAACGCUUGGGAUGACAUCAUAUACCCGGGCAUGAAGAGAGCGAUCGUCUGCUCUUUGCUCGUCACACAAGAUAUUGUGGAAUACAGGAAGUCCUCAUUUGAGCUGUACGGAGCGGACUUUAUGCUAACGGAAGAUCUGCAGCCCUGGCUCAUCGAGAUUAAUUCAAGCCCGAGUAUGGAGUCGAGUACUGCUGUGACUGCCAGAUUGUGUGCUGCCGUGUUGGACGAUACCAUCAAAGUUGUCGUGGACCGUAAGUUUGACCGGAAUAGCGACACAGGACGGUUUGAGCUGGCCUACAAGCAGCCCCUGGUGACGGUCCCACCUUACAUAGGCAUCAGUCUGUGCGUGGAGGGCCAGUCGGUUCGUCGGCCAAACUGGGCCAUGCGACAGUUUCGUCAGUCGGAGGACGCGCUCUUCACCCCGCGCCCCGUGGCCAUGAGACAGACCAUCGUCGACCGCAACGCGGAGGUGAAAAAGAAUGCUCACCACAACAACACGGGAGCAAACUCUGCUGGGGCAGCUCUCGGAGGCAGCGACGGCGCUCACGGAAGGAAAGACAACUCUCGCACGCCAGACGCCGGCAAGAGCCGUAGCGGCAAAGAGUCGAACAACAACAAGACCCGCUCUUCUGUUGCUGACGGGAGCCACGAGAAACACAGGACUGCCGGCAUCAAGUUCCACAACUCUUCCGCGGCGGAUAAAUCAGGCAAUGAUGGGACCAUUCACGGGACAAACGCCCGCUCGAAGACGACAGAGAGCAAAAAGAGCGAGACUCAAAGCCUUCCGCCGUUUUCCGAGUCCGGCGCCGUACCGAGAUUUACAGACUCGGCAGGCGGUCUCAAGGUUCAGAAUGGCGGCCACUCCCAGCCCACACGCGUACUCCCGAACACUCCAUACUUGGCCGGUUUGAACCAGAAACGCUACGUGUCCAAGACCUCUGUCUCCACCAACUACACCAUCCCAGCCGCGCCGGGGACGGACAGAGGCGGCGGCGCCAACCGUACGGUGGCGGUCAACAACGUGGAGUCGACCGACCUGCAGACCUUCAAGCCAAACACAAAAGGUGGCACCGGGACCUCUGUGGCGCCCACCAACAAGUCCUGGAUGAAAACGUGCCCCUGGUGUGGCAGAGGAGGCAAUCUCCAUUUGGAUUCCGCGGAUCCCAACUGCCGCUGCCAGCAGGACUCCGUGCUAGUUACCAACCUUCAUUUCCCCCAGCCGGUAGGGACCGACCUGACGCCAGUGAACACCAGCAAAAAGCUGCUCCCCCCGACCAAAGCCAAAAAAUCGAUCCGGAAGAAAGUCUCCGUGAGGAAAGGCCGCAACGCCAUCUCUGUGACGCCCAGCCACCAGGCUCUCUACGAGCGGGACAGCGACUCGAAAGGCGGCACACCGAGACAAGAGCUGCCCCUCUCCUCCUCGACCACCCCAGACCGACCUGGCUCCGUUCUGAGCGCGGAAGAUUCCUACUCGUCCUCUCCGCCGAAGCGCGCGGCAGCGGCGGCGGCAGCGAUGGUGGCGAUGGACCCACAGGCCCGGAAAGACGCUCGCCUUUUGAGGAAGUCCACGGGGACCCUGAGCUACCACCCGCCGGACAACGUCUUCAACCCCAAGGAGCACCAGCUGUACCAGCAGCAGCAGUACCACAACGCGAACGUCAGCAGCGGCAGCAGCAGUAGCAACAAGCCCAGCGUGUUCGUGCAGCGCGUGAGCAACAACCACCACCACAACCACCCCAACAACCACCACCACCACAACAACAACGUGUACACGAGCGGCGACUGGCAGGCACUCACCUCCGGCCACCACCACCACCAACAACAACAACAACAGCACCACCAGCAGUACAGCCCCUUACACCCUCACUUCCAGCACCACCACCACCACCAUCAGCAGCAGCACACGACAAAGUUCAUCAGCGGCCGCGGCCUUCAGGGAAGCACGUGCACCAACCGCGUGAAGAACACCAUCUCGCAGAAGAGCGCUCCGAGCUCAUUGGUCAAGAUGUGGCCCACGUUGGCCUAUCAGGAGAGCCAGAGCUGGUUCAGCCCGUUGUCCGUGGUGGCGCAGCGUCGUUUGAAACUGAAGCAGCCGAGAUGAGGCGGGGUGGGGGUGGAAAAGUUUUGACCUUUAGGCUUCAUCUUUAUAAUAAUAUGCACAACUGGUGGUAAACUGCUUGCCAUAUAGGAAAGACUUUGGCAGUUUCCAUAAUUUCUAUGCACUCGGGGGGAAAUGAGAAAAACACUGGCAUCUUUCACCGGGAGAAAAUGGCUGAUUGUUUUCCCACAUCCGUCUCAGUACUUUCUGACGAUAAGUCAGCUAAUGUUUCCGCUUCAUCAUGAUAAUCCAGCAUCACCAAUGUGUGUCUGUUGUCAACGUCCCCUGGUGUUUUUGUACUUUCAAAAUCAAACAGAAAUGCCAGAAGAAAAGAUAUAUUUAAGAAUGUUCCUUAAUGCAUUGACGUCAUUUUUUUCCCCUGUGAAAUAUCAUUAUCAGAUCACUUUGAAAGUCACACACUCACCAAAAUGUCCACACACACACACACACAAACACACACACACACACACACACACACACACACACACACACACACACACACACACACGUGCGCACGCACAUACAAUAUAUUAUAUAGCUUCUAUUUCUUUAAAGCAAUAUUCAACGUAACCCAAUCAAUCACCAUGCGUCGCUUUAAAAGUGAACAUUUUAUCGUUUAACACAUGUUGCAAUCUAGCCAGUUUCCAAUGUUAACGUGCCAUUCUGAAGACAUCCCAUGGCUGUGUUAGACUCUAGUUCUUUGUGUGUGUACCCUGUGUUGGCAAAACCAAUAAAACAAGUGACAUCUGUUGAAAAAUCCAAUCUGCUGCAAUUGCCCAAUAGUACGUUUGCCCAAUAGUACGUUACUUGAGUUUUUUUGUGAUGGUCAUUUUUCACUUUCAAAUUACCAUCGUUACAUUGAAUUCUGGUUUGUUCAAAGUCUUUGUUGAAUCUGACUGUUGAACUUUAUUUCACUUCAGUAUAGCUCUGCUCUCUGUCUUGGGAUGGAAAAUGCCAUCUUCAAAGUGGGAAGUAAAAAUAGUAUGUCCUCCCUUGUGACGUUGGGGGGGGGGGGUGAUGUUCGUUUUGGGUUAGUUGUUUUGGUUUUGGUUUUUUUGUUCUUUUUGGUUUGUUUAUUUUCUUUUUAUAUUGUAGCCUAAUCAAGGCUAUUAUUUAAGAGGCAAAACAACACCAUUGUCUACUUUCAUGAACAUUGCUGAGUGCAUUUCUUUGUGACUUGAGUUUGCGACGCACGUUGUAUAUAACAAAAAGAGAGAAUGCGGUAGUUUUUGGGAUUCUGGUAAUUUGUAAGAUUGUGUAAAUAACAGAAGAAAACGUUCUUUUGUUGGCUGAUGGUUGUUUGGGCUGUUUUCAGCAUUGUCUGUCCGCUCUUCAAAUCAUUAUGUUUUUAAGGCACGUUUUAUUUUACGGUAUUUUUAAGCUAAAAUAAAAGAUGUAUCUUUAACCAAAGUUUUUGAAAACACGCGAUGCAAUAAACAUGGCAGAAGAUAUAGGUUCUGCACUGGGGGCUAUUGCCAUGAAUAUACCUGUGAUUCUAAAUUAUAUGUGAGAAAGAUUACAUAAUUUGUUAUUAUUGCUUCUGAAGUAGAAAGAUAAUAGAUUUACAUGUAGUAUGAAAGUGGCAGCUUUUCCAAAUAUCAGGAGACAGGAUUUUUUAAAGAGAUAGUCGAGUUGAUAGUAGUUAGUUGCUUUUUCUGCUGCAAGUCAACAGCUGGAUUAUCUUAUGUGUCCUUAGUUUGUUCAUUAUGUUUACCUAAUAAUGUUGUUGGCUUGGGUAUUUUAAAUCUUUUAACAAAGUUUGUUUUUGGUUUUGGUUUUAUUGUUGCUGUUGUUGUUCUAGUUUUGUCGCAACACGGUGUAGGUUUACUUAGUUACUAAUAGAGUCAGUGUGGUCUUUCUCUAACCAUGCACCUUAUUACCUCUAUGUGAACUGUGGACUAGCACACUGGCCUGAACCCUCCGGGGCAGUGCCACUGACUGAAGUGUCUUUAGGCCAUUCCCAAAAGGGGGGACAUAUCUCGUUCAAGC